ACGGAUUCAGAAACCAGUUGCGAGCAAAGUGGCAAGAAUCGUAGUUGUGCGGUUUGCUAGUGUAUCAUAUCAGGUGAACCCAUUAAUUGGAAAACAUGUCGGAUGAAAUUGUGGAAAAUGGACACGACGAAAACGGGGAUGUUCCGGAAAUUGAGCUGAUAAUCAGGGCUUCUACAAUCGAUGGCCGAAGAAAGGGGGCUUGCCUCUUCUGUCACGAGUACUUCAUGGAGUUGUACCUACUGGCCGAGCUUAAAACCAUCAGCUUAAAAGUGACAACGGUAGAUAUGCAGAAGCCGCCUCCUGAUUUCCGCACCAAUUUCGAAGCCACACCCCCGCCCAUCUUGAUCGACAGAGGCUUGGCCAUCCUAGAAAACGAGAAAAUCGAAAGACACAUAAUGAAAAAUGUACCUGGGGGGCAUAACCUCUUCGUCCAGGAUAAGGAAGUGGCCACCCUCAUCGAGAACCUCUACACCAAAUUCAAGAUCUACAUAACGAAAUACGAGUCGACCGAUACGACAGAAGCCAGUCAACCCCUCUUAUCCCAACUGAUGAAAAUCAACGACUUCCUGGCGAAAAGGGCCACGAGGUUCCUAACAGGAGACACCAUGUCUUGCUUCGACUGCGAACUCAUGCCCAGGUUGCAGCACAUCCGUAUCGGCGCCAAGGCGUUCCGCAACUUCGAAAUACCCACCAAAUUCUCAGCCCUUUGGCGGUACAUGUCGAACAUGUACGAGCUGGAGGCUUUCAGACAGAGCUGUCCCGCCGACCAGGAUAUAAUUAGUCACAUCAAAAACCAACUGGGCCUCAGGACCAAGGCUAGAAUAGAGCUAGAGACCCCAAUUUAUAGUACUUCGAUACCGAUACUUAACGACGCGUAAAAUGUCUAGGUUCGAUGAGGUCGUUCAGUUUUCCAACAUUUCAACGAUGCCUCCCAAAAUGUCGUCUUUAGAACUUUAUUUUUUCAUUUGCUUAUUGUUAUUUACACAGAGAAAAACACGUUGCGCGGUGUUUGAAAGUUACGGUUACCCAUACUGAUUGAAAAUCCUCUUUGGAGUUGUUGCCGACCGAAUUUUUAGCUUUUCUAAAUCGUAAUCGUAGAUUUAGGCAUUGAAUUGAUGUAAAAAUUUUAUACCAGGUCUCUUUUGUUGCCUGAAUGAGGAGCGAAUGUUUGAUACUUGUAGUUUUAAGCUUCUGAAGCUUUUAUAUAUCUAAUCUGUCAUCGCAAACCAUGAACAUGUGGUCAUAUAAGUUUUAUCUACUUAUUCUUCAUCCAAUGUUGUCAUUGAUUAUUAUUGUUGAUGUUUUCUUUUUUAAAUUCGUGAAGCCAAAUUGAUGGAUAUUCGUUAAGUUUUAAACUUUCAAUAAAUUUGAUUAUAGAAUUAUUAAUAUAUUUGAUUCAAUAUAUAUUCCACAAGAACGAAUGCCCUUUUUACUAGUUCACAUCUGUAUAUAAUUUAACUUAUAUUUUCACUAUUUGAUUCAGUGUUUCUUUUUUUUUUCGAAUUAGUAAAAAAAAGGUUAAGUUCUAAACUUAUUUUUUCAAAUAACUUUCAUAGAUUCAAAAUAGAUUUCGGAUUUUUGUUGUUGUUGUCAAAUCGGCAGAACAGAUUUUUUUACCUUACUGGAUUUGAAUAACAAUGGUUAGAUAAUUUGAGUCAUAUGUUAUAUAUUUUUGCAUAUGAAUAAAGGUAUGAAAAAACAAA
Molecule: messenger RNA, 1703 nt
Organism: Coccinella septempunctata (seven-spotted ladybird)
Lineage: Eukaryota; Metazoa; Arthropoda; Insecta; Coleoptera; Coccinellidae
Gene: Clic
Product: chloride intracellular channel exc-4
Exons: 3
Coding region: 96-878 (260 amino acids)
Biological process (GO): chloride transport
Cellular component (GO): cytoplasm; apical plasma membrane
Molecular function (GO): chloride channel activity
Source: RefSeq, a predicted model, not a curated record